AUGCCUUUAAAUAACGUUAAGAGACCAGACUUAUGUGUCAAAACACAAUAUAUUGCACCACCAAAGGGAUUAUAUUCUACAUUACCCAGUGUAAGCGGGCUAGUUAACCAAUCUAUGCCAAUGAUUGCUAUGUUCUUAAGAAAUAAAUUUAUUGCUUGGUUUGCAUUAAUUCAAUGUAUACAUUAUUAUUUGAAUACUGAUGAGGAAGAAGUUGAGAAGAACAAGACCAAAGAAAAUGCUUCUCCAUUGGAUCAAAGUCCAUUGAUUAAAGUUUUGAUGAGUACUGUUGGUUUAAUUACUUGUUAUUUGAAUUUAGCAUUCCCUCAAGCUGAUUUACCACCACCAAAGAAACCUGUCAACGUAGAGACUGUUGUACAAGAGACUGAAGUACCAAUUACAACUAAAUAG
Naumovozyma dairenensis CBS 421 is the source of this 408-nucleotide messenger RNA. RefSeq lists its product as uncharacterized. The transcript is spliced from 2 exons. The record is from RefSeq and is a predicted model, not a curated record. NCBI's taxonomy places the organism in Eukaryota, Fungi, Ascomycota, Saccharomycetes, Saccharomycetales, Saccharomycetaceae. The coding region runs from base 1 to 408 and encodes 135 amino acids.